Molecule: messenger RNA, 5911 nt
Organism: Brassica rapa (field mustard)
Lineage: Eukaryota; Viridiplantae; Streptophyta; Magnoliopsida; Brassicales; Brassicaceae
Source: RefSeq, a predicted model, not a curated record
AUUUGUGUUAACGAGUCUUGGUUCAUUACAUUCGGCGGGAGGGGAUGGGCAUGGCGUGGACUUAAUUAACUUUAUUUUAUCAAGGAUGACUUCUAGAAAACGAUAGCCUUUUUGUGAUAAUUCUAAAGUAUUCGACUCCAUUUUGGCUCUAUUAGUUACAAAUGAAAAUAAGGACAAAUUAUGAAACAUUCACAACUAUUUGAGAUUUUUCUAUGCUUCACGCUUUUUUUUAGGCAUUACCGUUAUUAUACGGCGGCUAUAAUCUGAACAUUACGAACAUUUCAAAACAAUAUUUAUAAGUCAUAGUCAACUUGGAAAAUCACUAGUCAAUUACUCCAAGACCUGGAAGUUUCUCUAGAAUAUCUCGGUUUCUAGUUAUUUAGGAUGUUUUACGUUUUCCUAACGUAUGUUUUGGAAGGUUUUUGUUAUCAGAAAUUUCAGCAAUGUUUUUUUUUUCAAAAAAUUUCAGCAGACUAAGUCUUAAAAUCGUAUUUUAAUGUAAACAAAAAGGGAAAAAGUAAAUUUAUACAAAAUAUGAAAAGCUGAUAGUUUAGAUCUACAGAAUCUAAAAUUACAUGAUAGCUUUUGAAUUUUACGGAAAAAACUCUUAAUAUAUAAUUUCAUAAUAUUGCCUAUAUUUUACAAAUUAAGUUUACCAUAGAGUUUCAUAAUUAUAACACUAUAAUUGAUAUGUCAAUCGUAAUCAAUUCAUUUCAUUUCACCCAGACUACCUUCUAGUAGAUAUGGUUUAUCUUAAAAAAUAACAUCAAGUUUGUAUAAAGAGACAUACAAAGAAAAAUGACAAAUGACAAUCAAGUUGAUUUAAAUAUAGAAGACAUAUAGAAAUCAACAUACUCCAAUAUACAAUAUUCACUUUUGUUAGGGAUGGGAAAAAUAUCUAUAAAUUUUGACUCGGUUUCUUAUCUGUUUCAAUUCGAACAAAAAAAAAACUGGAUAUCUCUAACUCUAUGAAACCAGUCAAAUACCAAUAUACAAUAUGCGUAAGAAACAAAACAAAUCAUAAAUACUAAGAUUUUUAGUAAUAGAUAUCUGAUCUGAUCUGUUAUGUUCAUAUAUACAUAUAUUUAAAAAUUAUAUAAGUUAUAUAAAUUUUAUAUUUUAUAGUAUUUUUAUUUAAUUAAUUUAUUAUAUUAGUUAUUAAAAUUUUAAAAAAUAAAUAAAAUUUUGUAAUAAAAUAUUUUUAUUUUUUAUUUAUUUUUUAAUUUUAUAGAUCGAAUUAGAUAUCUGAUCAAAAAUCUAAAAUUUUCCGGAUAUCCGAUGUCCGAAUCGAUUAGAUCGGAUAAUUGAUUAUUCAGACGAAACUGACAGAAUCAAAAAUACCUCUGAAACUCAGAUAUCCCCUUUGUGCCCCCUAUUUUUGGUUUUGAAAAAUCAUUGUUUCUUGCUUUAUACUUUAAAUAUUCCAGUGAUUAAUCAUUUGCAUAAAGAAAACUGAUUAAACAUUUGGUGUAAAAAAAUCAUCCCACAAAUAAUUAAAAAAUCUGACACAAAAAUCUUAGGAUUGAUCACAAUUAUCUUUACUAGCUUCGUUGUCUUUUUUUUUUUAAAAUGGUAUUAUGAUUCUGAUAUGUAAGUAUAUAUUAACAAAAAAUAUAAGUGAAUUAAAGACACGUUAAUAGAAUAAAAAGCUCAAAAAUAGGUUUGGUCAAAUAAAAAAAAGCUCUAAUUUAACAAUGAUUAUUGAUAUAUAGAAAAAAAAUAUGAACAAGCAAAUCCAAUAAUUCUAUAUUCAUUUUUGUUUGCCAGCAAUUAUAUAUUCAUUAUUCCAAAGUCCAACGAGAAAAUCACUAAUUCUAUAAAUGAACAACAUACUAGUAGUUAUCUGAGCAUCAUCAUCCUCCUCGUCAUCAUCGCUUUUAAAACCCCCUCAAAAAUCUCUGAACACCUUCUCUCUAAAACAAUCAUCACUCAAAAUAAAUCCUCUCUCUGUCUCUGUACCUCUGUAACCUGAUUCGAUAUGGGUUUUAGCAAAGAAGAGAUUAGCAAAAGCAGAAGGUUCUGGUCUUCUCUAUGGAGAGGGAUCAAAACUGUAUUCGUUUUGUUCACAAUGUUCCUCUCUUUUCUCCUCGUCUCUGCUCCCAUCUUCCUCGCCGUUGCAGACGCUCUCCUCCCUUCCGCCCUCCUCCACCGCCUCUCUGCGCCGGCGAACCUCUCUUCUCAUCUCACCAACUACGAUUUUCGCCACUCCCUCAUCGAUAUUCCGUUAAUCUCCAUCGUUAGAUCCGCCGUUAUACUCUGCGUUUACGGGCUUUGCGAUGGACCCAAGUUAUCAAGAGGUCCAUAUCUAAUGAUAACAAUGAUCUGCUCUGUUUCUUCUCUAAUCUACGUUUCGUUAAAAGCUGCGUUCGUGUUCGGCGAGCCGACGAACGGAGACGGCGGAGGUAGUUACUUCAAAGCGGCGGAAGUUGCUCUGUUUCUCUGCUCCUCUGUUUUAGCCAUCGGUCAUAUAGUUGUAGCGUAUAGAACAAGUUGUAGAGAGAGACGAAAGCUUCUCGUCUUCAAGAUCGACAUCGAAGCUGUUUCAGCAUGUAAAAACGUGCACCCGAGAUAUCAAAAGAUCCUCCAACAAGAGAGACUCAAAUAGCGACGUAUUUCAAGAGACUCGAAUACUUGUUGUAAAUACAUGCACGCAUGACGUAACCUUGUAUGAACGUGUAUAUAAAUAUAAAAGAUACGUAUACGACGUAUGAAUGGAGCUUCUUCUUCUGCCUUUGGUGUUGACCCAUCAACUCCUUAGCUUUUAAGUUUCAGAAAGAUCCAAAGGGCAAAAGAUAGUAAAAGGCGGGAGGAACAGAUAGUGGGGCGUUUAUCACCUAAUGAGAAUUAUACAUAUUUUAAUGCAAGACAACUCCGAUGAAUUGGCAGUUGUUAGCUUUGAUAUUAGAUUAGUUAGUUAGUUUUGUAUAUAAUAUAGUUUUGUUUGUUUUGUAAUAACCUAGAAUUUAAAAAAAAAAUACCUAGAGUUCAUCAAUGAGAAAAGAAAAGAUUUUUCAAAAAAAAAAAAAAAUCAAUGAGAAAAGAUGCCCAAGGCAUUUUAAAAAAAUCUCUCCGUUUUGUAUAUAUUUUAUGAAUUUUGUUUUAAUAUGUGCGUUAAGUAAGCAAGCAUUUUCGACCAAAAAGUAAGCAUUAGAACAAAUAUAUUGUGAAUGCUGUUAUGCGUCAUCAACACUUCUUAUAUAAUCGUAAAGCAACCAUUUUAAGAUCAUAUACUUAUCUUGUAUACCCAACAUAUUUGCAUUAUCGGUAUAAGAUACAUCAAUCUAUUUAAUUAAUAAGUGAAAGAGAGUCUUCGCGAAAACUGUUCAUUGAUUUCCCUGCUUCUUGUCAUGUUUCUUUUUACCUUCCACCUGUUGCAAACUCUACAUUUUUUUUUUUGUCAUUGAAAUCACUUCAAGUGUUUGAACUCCAACAGAAAGUUUGAAGGAAAGAAAAAAACGAAGAAAAAUAACAGACAGAACUAACACCACUAGGUGCUUGAGAAACAAAUACCCUAGGAAGGAUAAAGAGAUAAAACCAUGGCUUCUUACUCUACUAAGACAGGCUAUGGCAGCUUCAACAUGAGUAUAAAGAUUGAGAGUUAACUGCCUCAGCAAAAAUAGUGUCAUUGAGCCAACUUGGACCUCCACGAGCAAUACAAGAACUCCAUCGUCCAUCAUUCGUAACGCUGACAGCAAUCUGAUCUGCUACUCUAUUUGCAGAAACAUUCACAACUUCCACCAAACAGCUUUGGAAACAAGAUAGAGCUUGACGAGUACACUCAAUUAAGUGGGACAAACCCGGGAGUCUGUGUGGAUUGUUCAAAGCCUCCAGAGCUUGAGGUGAUGAGAUUUCUAUGAUAUAAAUAUAUGGAGGGUAGUCCCCGAUUGUCAAGGUAUCAAACUAAUGGGCUUUUAAUAAAUGGGUUUUAAAGAGUGAGAGAACUUCAACCGGGACCAAAAUCGUUUCUUUUUUGUGAAAUCGACAAAAGAGAUCGCUAGAAAGUAGGAAACAAAAGAAAACAAAUCAGAGAAAAACCUUAAAUGGAGACACCAACCAUUGGGACCAAAGUUUUUUUUUUUUCAAAAUGUAGUGAAAGAAAAUAGAGACACCACAAAAGAAUAAGGUGAAGAGAGAGACCAAUCACAUAAGACAGCGCUGGGAUAAGGCUUCUUAAAACAUGAUUAGUGGAAGUUUCUUAGGACAUGUUGAAGAUGGUAAUUAUUCAUUCACAUACUGUAAAGAUAUAAUUCCAACGUGGACGUUCAACAUUUUAGAAAAUAUUAUCAAUCGAUAUAUUGUAUUCGUUUAAUUUGAAAAUACGAAUAGUGGCUCAUUAUUAUAUUGACUUUUGAAAAGUUACAAAUCCUCCUUUGUCAUAUUCUUCAGAAGAUAUGAUAUUUUUCUUGGUAAUUAAAUAAUACUCUCUCCGUUUUUUAAUAUAAGUCGUCUACUUAUCUUAUAGCUAUGUACAUAGAUUAAGAAAAUCAUUAGUUUAUUAUAUUUUUUAAACAAAAACAUCAUUAAUGAUUUACCUAACCACAAUUCAACCAAUAAAAAAAUAGAAGAUAUAUUAUCAUUGGUUAGAUAUCAUUAAUUAUUAAUAAAUUUUACAUAAAAAAACCGAAAACGACAUAUAAUUUGGAACAAAAAUUUUUCUUUGAAACGACUUAUUAUGUUAAAAAACAGAAGGAGUAUAAAGGAGGCGAAUAUUUUUCUUGGCAAUACGUCACGUAAAAGCAAAGAGGUUUGGUCAAAAAUAAAGAAGAGAAAGAGCGAAGGUGUUGGUCUCGUUUCUUCCGGGACUAAUACGGUUUAAUUUUGCAUGAUACAAAUAGUACCAAAGUUUAAAAUCAUCUCAUAAUAGCUUACAUGUACACAAAACGAGAUAAUAUGUUACUUUUGCAACACCAGCUUGUUGUAACUAAUGAAAUGCAAACCAAUAUAACCUAGUGGUAACGGUAAGAGUUAGGUUGGAGCAAAAUGUAAAUCCGUCAAUAAUUUUAAAUUUGAUUUUUAUUGGGAACAAAAUUGAAACCAUAUCUUAGGUUUGUCUAGAAAAUCAGGGAACCUGGUUAUAUACAUUCUUAGGUUUUAAAAUAAAAACUAAUAAAAUGAAAUUAUAAUUUCAAGAAAUCUACAAAAAAAAAUAGACAAGGGCAUAAAUAAAGUGUAAUAAUUACGGCGUAUAAACCAGUAAAAUAAACGAAUAGAAACGAAUAUAGAAAAUGCAGUUGGUGAAGAGUACACGUUGUUCCACUUUUCUGGACUGAAGAAGAAAAAGAGAAUAUUAAAAAAGUGAAUAAUUGAGAGCAGACGUUAUACCUUCCCCAUCCACAUUUCUUGCUAACUACACAACAAACAAUACAUCAAUUCUGCCAGAUAACGUUUUGAGAUUUUGUCUAAAGCUAAAAGAACAAUUUAAAGGUAUUUCUUGUUAAGAUCGAAAACUCUGUUUUGCAGUUUUUGAGUUUUUGAAUCAAAGAUGGGGAGGUUGUUUGUGGUUCAUCUUGAAGGGAAGAUCUAUAGCUGCAAACACUGCAAGACUCAUCUUGCUUUAUAUGAAGACAUCAUCUCCAAGGAGACUGCUCAUGAGAAGAGCCAGAAGUACAAAGAAGGAAAGUCAGUUCUUGAAAGAUUUAAGAUAUCGGGUCCUGAUGGAAGCAACUACUGGGUGAGUAGCCAUGGAAGGCAUAUAGGUGGAAGUGAUGCAGAUGAUUCUUGAAGUCCUCUCUCUAUCCUUAUGAUUUGGCAUCCAUUGUAAAUGUAAUUCUUCAACCUCAACUCCAACUUGCUUUUAUAAGACCAACAAAAGAGCUUUAUUCUAUUGCGCUCAAUAUUAUCUGAAAAUCCCUCAGUAUAUAAACUCUGAUUCUGUGUAAUGAUCAUGCUUCAUCAAAACCUAUGCUUCUUA